This is a messenger RNA of Truncatella angustata, 510 nucleotides long. Its product is annotated as TB2/DP1, HVA22 family-domain-containing protein. The record is from RefSeq and is a predicted model, not a curated record. NCBI's taxonomy places the organism in Eukaryota, Fungi, Ascomycota, Sordariomycetes, Amphisphaeriales, Sporocadaceae. The coding region runs from base 1 to 510 and encodes 169 amino acids. The transcript has 5 exons.
AUGUCUGCCCAAGAUCGUGUUCAGCACUACGUCACGUCGCUCGACAAGGAGCUUUCCAAGUACCCGACCCUCAACAACCUUGAGAAACAGACUUCGGUGCCCAAGGUCUACGCCGUCAUUGGCCUGGCUACACUCUACUUCUUUUUCAUCGUCUUCAACUUGGGCGGUCAGCUCUUGACCAACUUCGCCGGCUUCGUCAUCCCCGGCUACUUCUCCCUGCAGGCUUUGUUCACUGCCAGCAAGACUGAUGACACACAAUGGCUCACAUACUGGGUCGUUUUCGCAUUCCUCACCGUCGUUGAGAGCUUGAUCAGUGUCGUGUACUGGUUCCCCUUCUACUACACUUUCAAGUUUGUCUUCCUCCUGUGGCUCGGACUCCCCACUUUCAGUGGUGCCCAGCUCGUCUUCCGAUCCUUCUUCCAGCCAGCCUUCGGCCGCUACUUCUCCGAGUCCGGCACCACCGCUGCCAACCUCCGCGCCAAGGCCGAUUCUUUUGGCAAGAACCAGUAA